AUGACUGAGAAGAUCCUGGAUUCUGGACUAGCUGUAUCGCAAAAAGUCAAGCUGUAUAACACCUGUGUCAUCCCAGCUGCGACGUAUGUACUUGGAAAUAUAUAUUCCCAAGAAUCCAGAGCAACUUCUAUGAGGAAAUGCAACGACCAGGAUAAGCUAGUCCGGAAGAUCUUAGUUGAAAAACAGCUGAAGGGUGCCACGACGACGCGGGUAUCGACCUACAUUCCAUCAUGCAAGGGAGGCCUUGGGUUAAAGUCCAUCAGAUUCGAAGCCGAGCUGCUGAUGGUGAAGAAAGGGGCCUACCUGAAGUCGCACCCGGAGAUGGGAAUGGCCAGGGAGAAGUACGAGAAACUGGCUGCCAAAGGCUGGAGAAAUCCACUAACGGAUGCGGAGUGGGUGAUGGACACCUACGGAGUGGUAGGACCAUCUGUAGAGAGAAUGCCCGAAGAGGGAUUUGGUGACUACUACCGCAGGUUGGCGAGGUGGGUAGCAUUACAACAGGAGGACCUGCUCCUCCACUUAUGGAGAUCUCUGCAUUACGGACGACUGGUAGUGCAGGAGGAAGCAGCGAUAAAAUUUCCAGCAGUCAAUUCCUUCAAGAUGGAGGACUGGAUUGCCAGGAGAACCCUGGAAGCUGCAGAGGAGCAGGUCCAUGGCCUUGGAUCCAUUACAGGGGCUCCAUGCCGAUUGGGAUGCCAGAACACCGAGACUGCCUACCACGUGAUAGCUGCUUGUGGGAGGCAGACUCACCCAGCCAGACACGAUACAGCAGUCAGUUGGAUAAUAAAGACCAUCCUGGAGGCAACGAAAGCCCCUGAGGACGUAAAGCUCAGGGCUUUCAAAGCGCGAGCCUCGCUUGUCACUGAGUACCUGUGGGAGGAGCGCAAAGUUGAGAUCUGCGCGGGACCAAGAGUCGUGGUAGACAUCAACCUGCACCACAAUCGCCCGGACAUGAUGAUCAAGCUUUCGAACCCAGCUGAGAUCUUCGUGCUAGAGGUGGCAGUAUCCCACCUGCAGAACAUCCGGCUCCAGGAGCGCAUCGACCGGGCCCGAUACAACAUCAAUUCGACGGUCGAAAUCUCCGAGAACAACCUGGAGGAGGUCACGCGGGGUGAAAACCUUGUAGAUGCGCUCCAGAGAAAGCAUAAGUGCCCAGCAAAGUUGGGUAUCCUGGUGUUUGGAGCGCUGGGCGAGGUACUGGACACUAAGGAGCUCAAGAACAGCGCGAAUAUCUUAAAAAAGCUGGGAAUGACUGAGAGGAAAAUUGACAUCAUGCUCUCGAACAUCGCCCUGUCCAUGGCGAAGGCCAGUGCCCAAAUCCUGCUACAAAGAGUGAGGACAGAACACCGGGGAUGA
Molecule: messenger RNA, 1356 nt
Organism: Cotesia glomerata
Lineage: Eukaryota; Metazoa; Arthropoda; Insecta; Hymenoptera; Braconidae
Exons: 1
Coding region: 1-1356 (451 amino acids)
Source: RefSeq, a predicted model, not a curated record